AUGGAUCAAGAGAAAGGACCUCGAGUCAACAAUCAUGUCCAGACAGUUCAGGAGGAUUAUGCAGAUGUCACUCUUCGGAUUGUAGAGGAACAUGGCGAUCGGUUCGGGCCGCUCACAUCGGAAAAGGAGAAGAAGCUCAGAAGGAAGCUUUAUCUUCAUAUAAUGGGAUUGAUGUCCGUCAUAAACAUCAUACUAUUCGUAAGUCCGUACACAGUUACUAGCCCCGAAGAAGCCCGACCUGACCAACAGAUCGAUAAAUCAACCCUUGGAUAUGCUGCCAUCCUGGGGCUUUUCGAAGAGACCGGAAUCUCUAAAUCGCAAUACAACACUCUGAACAGUCUAUUCUAUGUCGGUUAUCUAGUCGGCCAAUGGCCCGGUCAUUAUUUGAUGCAGCGUCUUCCGCUCGGGAAAUUUGUCAGUGGAAUGAUAUUCCUCUGGGGCGCUAUUAUUCUACUCCAUUGCGCAGCAAUCAGAUAUGGUGGUCUAGUCGUGCUCCGACUAGCCCUUGGUCUCGUGGAAGCCGUUGUCGUUCCAGCCAUAGAAAUGACCAUUGGAAUGUUCUUCAACCGCGAAGAGCAAUCAUUCCUACAGCCCAUCCUCUGGAUAACAUGUGUCGGCGCCCCGAUCCCCGCCGGCUUCAUAUCAUACGGUCUCCUGUUCAGUCACGGCUCCAUCCUCCCCUGGAAACUGUUCAUGAUCAUCAUCGGCGGCGUAACCGUGAUGCUCUCCAUAUGGGUAUUCUUUGGAUACCCUGAUAACCCCGCCACAGCACGAUUCCUCACCCUGGAAGAGAAAGUCCAUGUGAUCAACCGUGUACACAACUCCCAUCAGAGCUCGAUCGAACAAAAGCAUUUCAAAAAGACACAGCUUAUCGAAACCCUUCGGGAUCCAGUAUCUUGGUUAUUCGCCCUGCAAGCAUUCACCCUUAUGUAUUGCAACAAUCUUAAUUACGGACAGCAGAACCUACUCACCACCUCCCUCGGAGUAUCGGAGUUGGGAUCCACGCUUGUUGCAGCAGCUGGGGGAGGAUUCGGCGUGGCACUCUGCAUCACCGCUACACUUGCGCUUAAACAUUUCCCCAAAUACCUCGCUCUCCACAGCACUAUAUGGUGCGCUCUCGCCAUGGCUGGUGGAAUCGGUAUGGUGACCAUAGCUUGGGAGCGGAAGCUGGCGCUCCUGGCAUGCAUGUUGCUUGCCGAGAAUACGUAUAGUAUUACCUAUAUCAUUGCCUUGGGCUGGGCAACUUCCUCCGCCGCUGGAUAUACGAAGAAGUUGACCCGGAAUGCAAUGUUCAUGGUUGGGUAUAGUGUGGGCAAUCUUGUUUCGCCGCAGAUUUGGGUUCCUAGCGCCGGACCGAGAUAUUAUGGAGCGUGGAUUUCUAUGAUUGUUGUCAGCUGGGUCGGAACACCAGCCAUUCUCUGUGUGAUCUGGUAUAUAUUGACGAAGAGAAACAAAGCGAGGAGAGAGUCCAAUGAAGUGGAAGAGAGGGAAGGGUGUGUUGAGCAGGUUGACAACGGAGUUGUGACCACGAAGAAGGUUGAUGUUGCAUUGUUGGAUCUGACUGAUUUGGAGAACAAGUCAUUUAUUUACCCGAUCUGA
Molecule: messenger RNA, 1599 nt
Organism: Penicillium olsonii
Lineage: Eukaryota; Fungi; Ascomycota; Eurotiomycetes; Eurotiales; Aspergillaceae
Source: the annotation of a GenBank genome assembly